CGAUUAAAACAAGACAAUGGAUUGGGGAGCUCUGCAUACCAUUUUAGGAGGUGUAAAUAAGCACUCCACCAGCAUCGGGAAGAUAUGGCUCACAGUCCUGUUCAUAUUCCGUAUCAUGAUCCUGGUUGUGGCUGCAGAGAGAGUCUGGGGGGAUGAACAAGAUGACUUUAUCUGCAACACUCUGCAACCUGGUUGCAAGAAUGUUUGCUAUGAUCACUUUUUCCCCAUCUCUCACAUCAGGCUCUGGGCCCUGCAGCUGAUCUUUGUUUCCACACCUGCGUUGCUGGUGGCCAUGCAUGUAGCUUACAGAAGGCAUGAGAAGAAAAGGCAGUUCAGAAAGGGAGACCAGAAAUGCGAAUACAAGGACAUUGAAGAAAUCAGAAAACAGAGGUUUCGUAUUGAGGGCUCCUUGUGGUGGACGUACACUAGCAGCAUCUUCUUCAGAUUGAUCUUUGAAGCAGUCUUCAUGUAUGCAUUUUAUUUCAUGUACGAUGGGUUCCGAAUGCCUCGCUUAAUGAAGUGUAAUGCUUGGCCCUGCCCCAACACAGUAGACUGCUUUGUUUCUCGACCUACUGAAAAGACGGUUUUUACUAUUUUCAUGAUUGCUGUGUCCAGCAUUUGCAUUCUUCUAAAUGUGGCUGAAUUGUGUUACUUACUGACAAAAUUUUUCCUCAGAAGGUCUAAAAAAGCUGGAAAUCCAAAACAUCAUCCCAACCAUGAAAAUAAGGAAGAAACCAAACAAAAUGAAAUGAACGAGUUAAUAUCUGAUAGCUGUCAGAACACAGUUAUAGGAUUUUCAAGUAGCUAAGGUGGUGUCAAUGCUAGUGUUCACUCUUUUUGGAGUGAAUGUUCUUUGUUUAAAGGCUGCAAGUGAAAUUUGUUAUAUGAAACAAUUUAAGUUGUGUGAGACUUUGAUACAUAGUGUCAGGUGUCAGUUAUGCAGAUGUCUGAAAAAAGUCAGGGCAGCCUACAGAUGUGAAAAUUGCAUGAGGAUUAAAUAGGAAAGUGUAUCUUCCUAUGAGUUACCCUUACAAGCUGACUAUGACAAGUGGGAAACCCACUAAUACCUUCAUGCUGACACAGCACCUGAAAACUACGUGCAACAGCAAUAAGAACAAAAUUCUUUCCAAGCUAUGUACUCUAGUAUUACAA
Messenger RNA from Phaethon lepturus (White-tailed tropicbird), 1152 nucleotides. Its product is annotated as gap junction beta-6 protein. Gene Ontology annotation, cellular component: connexin complex. The transcript has a single exon. Gene Ontology annotation, biological process: cell communication. Bases 17 to 808 code for a protein of 263 amino acids. The record is from RefSeq and is a predicted model, not a curated record. Lineage: Eukaryota; Metazoa; Chordata; Aves; Phaethontiformes; Phaethontidae.